AUGGACGCCAGCGACCGCCUGAAGGAGUCGCUGGUAGACACGGCGUGGGUGGGGCAGGCGCUGGAGCUCUUCGCGGAUGAGCUGCGCGACUUUGAGCUGCUGGAGGAGGAGGAGGAGAAGGCGUUCCAGGCGGAGCUGCAGCGGGUUCCAGAGCCGCCGCCGGAGCCCACACCGACCCGCCCCGUGAGCAGCGAGCCGCGGGGGUCGGGCCACGAGCGGAAGGACGCGGCAAAGCACAAGAAGGCGACGGCCUCCCCGCCCAAGCGGGGGGCGGGGGAGAGGGCGGGUGGCUCGCCGGGGCCCGCUGGCGGCGGACACGCGAGGACGAUGCGCGCCGCCCCGCACGCCGCCGAGGAGAGGAAGGCGGCCUUGACGGCGGCUAGAGAGCAGGAAUUCUGGUACCGCGCCCUGAGUGAAAUUAAGCAGCAGCUGCAGCGCUCAUGCGAGGGGGCGGACGCGCUGCGGGGGCACGCGCGUCGACAGCAACGCUUCUUUAACGCCCGGAACAUUGACGAGUACAGGAUGGACGAGAUUUUGCAGGGGGCGCCGGCAAGGGUCAGCAAGGGAAAGGUGCCCGCCGUAGACUUCUCCCUCGAGGAUGCGCAGCCAAAGUACGCGGCCUCUGCCGAAGCCUCGGUGACGGCUCCCUCCUCCGACACGCUGGGCACGAACGCACGCAGCUCGGCAAUGCGUUCCGCGGGCAUGGACGCCGUGGGCGCCGACGGCGGGUUCACCAUCGACGCCGCCGGCUUCGCGCGCGACCUCAACGCCUCGCUGGAGAGGGAGUACGGCUUCCACCCCGUCCUGGCGGCCCCAGAGGACAAGGCGGCCGCGGCCGCGCCGGAUGCAGGCGGCGAGCUGAAGUGCAAGCUACUGACGCACGCGCCCGGGGAUCUGAUGGAGAUCGGGGGCCCGUGGGGCGCCACGCUGCCGCCGGUGGGCUCGACAGCCGAAGCGGCGGGCGUGGCCCGCCCCCCGCCCUCCACGGGCAACGCCAACGUGGGAGUGGCGCUCCCCGCCAUCAUCCCCCACGACAACGGCGAAGUUCCUGCCCCGGUGCCUCUGCCGCCUUCUCCGUCUGCGACGACGGCCGCUGCCGCUUCUGCUGCUGUUGCAACAACGGCAGCAAUGACAACCACAACGGCGAUAAAAGUGUCGGGGGUAAAAAGGGCGGGUGCGGCGAGCCAGGCUCGUGCGUUGGCAACCGCAACUAAAAAGGUUCCUCGCCCUUUCGCGAAGAUUGAGUGCUCUGCGGCAAACAACAGCGUGGAGCUGCAGACAAGGGUGGGGGUGGAGGUGAGCGCCACCGUUCGCUUCGUCAACCGCGGCCCCAAUCUGCUGCGCGUGCGGAUUCCUCCCUCCAGGCACGCUUGGAUCACCUACGCAAUAGUGUCCUCCUCUGUAGACCGACAAGCUUCUCCAAACUCGGCUUCGCCCCCGCUUCCGCCGCCGCCGCCGCAGUCGUCUUCGUCCUGCCACGUGGCCGCCUCUGCCGUUGCCCGCACCACCUUGAGCGAGCCUCUUGGGUGCGGCGGCUUCGUCGACGUACACAUCACAUUUGAGCCCCAAAGCGCAGCGGAGCCCGCGAUCAGGGAGUUGCUGCGACUUGGGCAUUGCCGGGAGCUGAACUCCCGCCGGGGCGAAGGGGCGCAGUGGCACUUUUUCGAUGUCGAACUGCACUGUGAAACGAUUUUGCCGCAAUUUAGUCUGAUUCCGGUCACGCAGCGGGAAGAGGCGGGGCCCGUCUCCUCGGCGGCGCCCUCUGCCACUGGGAAGCGGGGCCGCGGCCGCAAGGCCAUUGAGGAAACUGUGACGAGGUAUGAGUUUCCGUACACGUACGUCAUGGAUGCCUGCUCGCGAAGCUUUUACCUUGAGAACACCGGUUCGGUCGCCGUGGUCAAGCUCAGCAGCACUUCGCCAUGUUUUACGGUGUCUCCGGCGCCGGAGACCGCCGUGCUUCUGCCGGGUGGAGGCCGCGUGGGCGUCACGGUGUGCUUCACCCCGAUGACGGAGAUGCGCUACGACGCCGAAGAGCUUCUUGUAGCGGUGCUGCAGGGCGAGGAGGGGCCGGUCGUGGCGGAACACCGGUUCGGGCUAUGCGGGGAGGGCGUGUUGCCUCACAUCGAGCUUGUGCGCGUCGGGAGCCUGAAUAUAGCCGCACCGCGGCCGGACGCGAGUGUGCUGCAGUACAUGGUGCCUGGCACCGCGCCUGGCGUUGAAACCAAUGUGUUGGUCACGGUCCGCAACCGCGGCCCUAUCACUGUGCCGUACCACUGGGAGACGGACGCCGUUGGGGGCGGGAGUGGCUUGGGCGGGGAGGCGGCUUCGCUGCGCGUGACACCCGCCACCGGCGUCUUUCCCCCGCGCGAGGAGAGCUGCUUCACCGUCGCGCUGAAGCCCGCGGCGGCCCAGCCCUUGGCAGCCGUGCUGAAUCUCUUUCUAGAGGGCCUGCCCGCCCUGCCUGUGGACGCGGCAGCCGCGUCGGAUGCCUACUCGCGCGGUGGGCUUAUCCCUGCCCUGCCGGCCCCCGACGCGCUGCAGGCGAUGGCGGACCCCUACAUCGUGUUCCAGCCCUGCACGCGCGAGCAGCCGGCGGACUGCGACGGUGUCUUUGCCACCGGCUUUUACCUCUUUGCCGACCCCGUCUUGCCCUCCCUCGUCCUCAUCCCGGACCGCCUGGAGGAGGGGGUGGAGUGCCUCGUGCACUACAGCAACGUGCGGUGCAUCACGAUGCAGAACAACUCGCCGCGUUCGCUGCACUUCUGCUUUGACCCGAGCUGCGACGAAUGCCCCCCCGCGGUGCUGCUCUCGACACGCGAGCGUGAGGCGCUGGACGUUGCCUUUGAGCCCCGAAAGGGAUGCGUGCCGCCGCAUGCCAGCGUCACGGUGCUGUUUCGGUUUACGCUGCGGGAGGUCGGCCACUACUUCGUUGACAUUGACUGCUACAUUCCAGAGCUGAUGGAGCUCCUGACGCCCACAGCAGCCGCAGCCGUGGCGGAGGCGCCGGAAGUUCGGUGCUCGCAUCAGCUGCACCUCAGCGUGACGGGCGUCGGCCCCUCCGUGCACCUGAGCACGGACUUCCUGGACUUUGGCCUCAUUGAGCACGGAGGGGAGGCGGAGGCCUCCUUCACGGUGUCGAACGACAACCCGAUCCCCGUCGUCUUCGACCUCCAGGACCCCUUGCUGCGGGAGCCGCCCCGCUUUGUUUUUCUUCCCCCCACCCACCGCCUCCCCGCGCGGGACUCGGUGGAGGUGACGGUUUACCGCCAGGCGGUGGAGUUGGGCGACUCGCAGACGUUCUUUGAGUUAAUCGUGCGGGGCGGCGACACCCUGGCGAUCGAAACCCGCGCCACCAUUCAGGCGCCUUUGCUCGUCGUGCCGGAGACGGUGCUGGACUUUGGCGUCGUGCCGGAGGGGGCGUGGGUGGAGCAAAACCUUGUCGUGUCCAACGCCUCCGCCUUUGACAUUUCCUACACCGUCGAGGCUGUUGUGCUGCCGGCCUGCAUUCGACUCGCCGCCCCGCCGCCUGGAGCGUUGAGGGCGGGACGGCAAAACGUGCCCAUUCCCAUCCGCUGCGCCUUUGACUCCCAGUCAGGCGAGGGAGCGCGGGAGGCGUUGCUGGUCAUCAAGAACGCCCGUGCGCGGCAGGAAACCCUCGUGGAGCUCCGCUGUGAGCGGGUGCAGCAGUUAACCGUUGCCCUCGACCUGAUUCCGGUGCCAAAAGGGGCAAGUGGGCUCGGCUGCAUGGCGUACACCCCGCCCAUUCUCCCCUACACCAUCCCGCCUCCACCAAAAAUGGAGAUCGACUGCUUCAUCGAGGCACUACUGUGGAAUCUUGUGGAGCUUUACGUGGUGGGGGCGCCGGAUGCGCCGUGCUCGCCAGGGACAGUGACGGAGGUAACCGACGUCGUUGCCGUAGAGCGUCCACCCGCGGUGUUGCGCCCGUACUGCCCGCCCGUGGUGCUGAAGUCCUGCUUGCCGGACAAGGAGCCCGUGUGGUCGGAGUUGUUGGUGCUGCGCGUGCGCAACCAGACCGGUUGCUACGGCUCCUACACGGUGGAGGCGAUGCGUCACCCGGUGAAGGCCUCUGUAGAGGGAGCUGCGGGAACCAGCACGCUGCGGGAACAGCUCGCCUUGACGGCGACGCGCCUCACUGGGGCAAGUCUGCCCAUGCAGCGAUCGGAUACUACUGUGCGGGGCAGGCGGAAAAAGCGUCUGCCUCAACACGACUCUUCUUCUGCUGUUGCUGCUGCGGCUGGACGGACGGAGGGGCCUACCGCGAGGUCUUCGCUGGCGGCGGUGCAGCGUUCGUUCUGGUGCAAAGGCGUGGACGGCACGGAACAGAUGGAGCGGGAGCGGCGCGCCGCUUUGGUUGACGCGCAGGAAAUACUUCUAGAUGGGCGUGGCGGCGCCACCAUCUUUGGCAACGCGCCCUUUGGUCCACUGCAUCCACACGACACGGUCGAGGUGCCGCUGACAAUAUUUGCCAACCUCCCAGGACGCUACGAGGAGACGCUGCAGGUGCGCUGCGGCGACUUGCCCUACACCCACAUCCCACUCAACCUGGAGCUGAGUGGCAAGCCGGUGCUGCUGGACUCCAACACAGCAGGGCUCACGGUGCUGGGCGGCAGGGAACUGAUGCUCAUGCCGGCCGUCAUCGCGGGCGUCGGGCGGUCGCGGCGCAGCAUGCUUCUCCUCAAUCGCGUUCCACGGGACUUGAACGUCUCGGUGAAGAUCUUCCUCACCACCGCGACUUUUUCCGUCGUGGCCGUGGACGCGGAGGUGGCGGCGGCCGCCGUGACGCUGCAGCUUCAACCCGUCUCGGAGGAGGAGCAGCGGCGGGAGUCGGAGGGAAAAGGGAGGGUGGCGGCGGCGCCCGAGACCUUUUUCCUGCCCGCGCUGGGGUCACGGGAGGUCACCGUUGAGUACGCCCCGGAUGCGACGUUUGUGGCCAAGGCGGGCGGGGCCGAGCGGGAGUGGCGCGGCGGCGUCAUCAUCACGGCGGAGGUCGCCGACAGCCCCUUCAACGAUGGAUUCAUCAUUGACGAGUUCUACCGCCUGCACGCCGCGCGGUACCCGGCGGGGCGCGUCUUCAAGAAGAAGCGGGUGCGGGAGGCGGAACCGGCGUGGAUGCGCAGCAUCGUGCGCCCGAUCGUGAUGCUGAAGCUGCAGCAGCCCCUCAUCUCCCGCCCCGGGGUGGUGCGGAACAACGCGAUUUUGCCCCCCACGCCGGGGGAACUGAAGGUGCUGCGGAGGCACUUCUCCGCGGGGAAGCCGCGCCUGUGCUGCGGCGCCGCCGCCGCCGCGGCGAGCGAGGAGCAACCUGCAAGUGUCUCAGCCAGCGAAUCCCGCGGCCACGCAGGCACCACCGCCACGACAGAAGGAGAGGACGACGGGGACGCGGAUGAGGAGGACGCGAGCCCUGACGAGGAGUCGCUGGCCUACCGCGAUGAGGCGGUUGUUUCACGCCAGCCGCCGGAGGUUAUUCUGGCAAACGAGGAGGAGCGCCAGGCCCUGUAUACCUUUAUGGAGCGGCGAAAGCUGGAGAUGGCGGAGCAGAGCCGCCAUUACUUUAUCCCCAUCGAGCUCGAGGUGCGCGCGCGCUGCGGGGCCGCACAGCUGGCCGUGGAGCCCUCCGGCGAGCUGGUUCGCUUCCCCCGGUACGUGGAGGGCGAGCCCUGCACGCAGGUGGUGCGGUUGACCAACCAGAGCUGUGCGGCGAUGGAGUUUAUUUUGGACCUCCCGUCCACCUCCCCCUUCCGCAUCGCGGCGACGCGCUUCGUGUCGGGCAAAACCGAGGAAGAUCCGGUGGAGGUGGACGAUGAGGAGGCGGCGCGUGGGAGGCGGGCGGUGGCGGAGCUGAAGUGGAGCAGCUUCGAGGAGCGGCAAAAGGCGCAGCGGCUGCUGAAAGCCGCCAGGCGGAGGCAGUCGGAGGAUAUGGCCGUGACGGAGGUGCGAAUGGCGAAGUUCUCCCUCCCCGGCGGCGACGGCGGUGGUGGUGGCGGUGCAGCGCGGGGCGAGGCGGCCGCCUUCGUGACGGUCACGAAGUACUUCCUGCACCCCGGCGACGCCCUGGAGGCGCAGGUGGAGUUCUGCCCCCCGGCGCGGGCGGAGGUGGACGCCCUGACGCGCGCCAACCGCGGCGUGGCGGCGACGCUGAGUGUCAUGUACCUUCCCUCGGAGGGGGGCGUGCAGGGCCCCAGGCCGCACGACGCGGGCACGUCGCAGCCCGUCUGCCCGCCCCCCGUGCUGGAGCUGACGCAGUCGGUUCCCCUCGUCCUCAACUUCUCGUUGCCGUCGGUGCGCUGCAGCCCCGCGCGGCUCUGGUUUUACCCGGGGCAGCUGCGGCACGACGGGAGACCGCAGCCGUGCUACGCGCAGAAGAUAAAGUUGCUGAGCUCCUACCCAUCGGCGGUGACGUUUGCGAUUGUCCCGUCGCGUCGAGCUUGCACGGAGGUCUUUCCCACCCUGACCGCCACCACAACUCCGGGCGACGGUGGUGGUAGUGGCGGCGGCGGCGCUGCUGUUGCUGUUGCGGGGUCUAUUUCCUGCAAGCGGAGCACCGCGCGAGAGGCUGCGCCUCUGCUCACCCGCAGCCGCCAAAUAAAGGAAAUUACGCACUACUGGGGAGAAGUCGGCGACGGCAGCGGGGAGGAUGAGGGCGAGAGUGGCGCGGACAUGGAUGGCCCCGCGGUUGCGCUGCAGGGAGCGGGGACGGAUCAGGCGCAGGCGGGGCAGCAGCAGCAGCAGCAGCAGCGACGACGACGACAGCAGCAGCAGCAGCAAAGGGCGCAGCAGAAGGAAGAGCAACAACUUCUCGUGGUGACGGACCCCGAGCGCUUCACUAUUACCCCCAUGCAGGGCAGUAUCCCUGGCGCCACACGCGGCGGCCAGCCUGGCGAGUGCGAGAUCGCCGUGACUUUUAGGGAACAGAUGAAUGUCCGCUUUGAGGCGCUGUAUGAUGUGCUGAUCAACGGCUGCCUGGUGGAGAAUGGCGGCUUCAGCCUCUGCGGAGACAGUCGUGUGACGGAGAUUUAG
This is a messenger RNA of Trypanosoma conorhini, 7038 nucleotides long. RefSeq lists its product as uncharacterized. Gene Ontology annotation, biological process: negative regulation of cell population proliferation. The record is from RefSeq and is a predicted model, not a curated record. NCBI's taxonomy places the organism in Eukaryota, Euglenozoa, Kinetoplastea, Trypanosomatida, Trypanosomatidae. Bases 1 to 7038 code for a protein of 2345 amino acids. The transcript has a single exon.